GGCCUCUUGAUCUCUCGCCGGGUUCAUGGCAUUGCUAUUUGGAUUGUGAUCGGAACCCCCAUGGAGGGCAACAAGUAGGAGCAGAGAAGUGGGACAGACGGAAGAAGGAGAUGGAGACGAUGAGUGUUUUCUGUUUCCUCCUGGUUCUGUGCUUUCUCCCAUGUGUGGACAACAACCUCAUCAUUGCCAACAUGUUUGAAGCUAGAGGUCAACGUGUGUGCAGGGUGGGCAAAGGAAGACCCUGCUACAAACUAGCAUACUUCUCAGAACCAAGGCGCCGGCUAAACUUCCAAGAGGCGGAGCUAGCGUGUCGACGUGACGGAGGGGUGCUGCUGAGUGUGGAAUCCGCCUCCGAGCAGCGAAUCAUAGAACAGCUCAUUACAGAGCUCCGCCCCUCUGAUGGGGAUUUCUGGAUUGGCUUGCGCCGCAACCAUGGAGACCAGGAUAGCAACGAAGACUGCCCCUCACAGUAUUACUGGCUGGAUGGCAGCAAGGCUACCUUCAGGAAGUGGCACUGGGAUGAGCCAUCGUGUGGGUACGAGGUGUGUGUAGUGAUGUACCACCAGCCGUCCGCUCCCCCUGGUCAAGGUGGGCUGUACAUGUUCCAGUGGAACGAUGACAACUGUGAAACCAAGAACAACUUCAUUUGCAAGUAUACCACAGAAAGGCCUCCAGACCCCUCCCCUUCAGAAAACUCCUCCUACACAUUCUCCGAGACCCCUCCCACAUCUCUGUUUCCAUGGAAUCCAAAUAGCCAUGGAGAGGAGCAGAGUCCAGGCCUGAACUUGGUGUACAUUUUCCUUCCCAUAAUUCCCUUAUUGUUACUUUUGUUGAUGGUGUUCGGAGUGUUCUGCUGCAAGCUGCUGGCCUGCAGACCGAAGCACAAGCCCCAGCCAGAGGAGUGUCAGACUGACGCUGGGUUUUGUCCCAGCCCCGUCCCCAGCGACGUCUACAAGGUGAUUCGCUCCCAGGAAGAGGCUGACCUAUCGGGAAGCCGCCCGCACACCAAGAACACGUCCUUCCUGGGCUCCUCCCCCGACACGCCCCCUGGUGACUAUGACAACCUGGGGGGACGCGACACGGAGAGUGGCUUCGUGACCCUGGCCAGCACCGAGAGCUGCUCUAUGAACUACGAGCUCAACGACCUCAGCCUGGGCCGCCGUGGCAACCGCGAACCCUACGAAACCAGCCUGCGUCGCCAAGGUAGCCGCGACUCGUACGACGCCAGUCUGAGUCGCUACGGUAACCGGGAGUCGUACGACAGGAGCCUGGUUCGACGUGUGGGGAGGAGUGAACUUUAUGGAGCCGGUUCCUAUGGAGACCGGGAGAUGUAUGAAGGUAGUAUGGGUGGUAGGAGUGAGUUCUAUGAUGGUGGUCUGGGGCCUGGUGGUCUGGGUCAUGGGGAAGUGGGGUCUGGUGUUCUGGGGCAUGGUGGUCUGGGGCAUGGUGGUCUGGGGCAUGGGGAUAUGGGGCUUGGCAGUCUCUGUCCUGGGGAUAUGGGUCCUGGUGGUCUGGGUCCUGGUGGUCUGGGUCCUGGUAGUCUGGGGAAUGGUACUCUGGGGAAUGGUGGUCUAGGGAAUGGUGGUCUGGGGAAUGGUGGUCUGGGGAAUGGUGGUCUGGGGAAUGGUAGUUUGGUGCAUGGUGCUCUGGGACCUGGUGGUCUGGGGCCUGGGGCUCUAGCAUUGAAGAGUGACCUCUACCAGACAUACCUGAUCAACGGAAGGGACGACUUGUACCAAACCAGCCUGUGUCGCUAUGGCAGCAACAGGAAAUCCUACGACACCAGUGUGAGUUACUAUGGAAACGAGCCCAACCUGAGUGGUGGGAAGCGCUACUUCCGGGAGGCUGAAUGGGUAGACAGCGACAGCUAUUGA
Messenger RNA from Hypomesus transpacificus, 1874 nucleotides. It is a transcript of the gene layna, whose product is annotated as layilin a. The coding region runs from base 111 to 1874 and encodes 587 amino acids. The transcript has 8 exons. The record is from RefSeq and is a predicted model, not a curated record. Gene Ontology annotation, molecular function: hyaluronic acid binding. Lineage: Eukaryota; Metazoa; Chordata; Actinopteri; Osmeriformes; Osmeridae.